AUGACUAACUCAGCAAAGACUUUAUAUGAUAAGGUGUUUGAAAACCAUAUAGUUCACAAAGAUGAAUCUGGUUCUUACUUACUUUACAUUGACAGACAUUUAGUCCAUGAGGUUACUUCUCCUCAAGCAUUUGAAGGUUUAAAAAAUGCUGGUAGAUCUGUCAGACGAGUGGACUGUACUUUAGCUACGGUGGAUCACAAUAUUCCUACCACUCCAAGAACCAACUUUAAGGAUGUUGAAACCUUUAUUGAACAAGAGGAUUCUAAAUUGCAAGUACAAACCUUAGAACAGAACGUCAAAGAUUUUGGUGUCACCUAUUUCGGAAUGUCUGAUUCCAGACAAGGUAUAGUUCACAUUGUCGGACCUGAGCAAGGAUUUACCUUACCAGGUACAACAGUUGUUUGUGGUGAUUCUCACACAUCCACCCACGGAGCUUUUGGAUCCUUAGCCUUUGGUAUUGGUACUUCUGAAGUUGAACAUGUUUUGGCUACGCAGACUAUCAUUCAAGCCAAAUCCAAAAACAUGAGAAUCUUUAUUGAUGGUGAUUUAUCUAAAGGCAUUACUUCUAAAGAUUUAAUUUUACAUGUAAUUGGUGUUAUUGGUACUGCUGGUGGUACUGGAAGUGUGAUUGAAUUUGCUGGUUUGGCUAUUGAAAAUUUAUCUAUGGAAGCUAGAAUGUCUAUUUGUAACAUGGCUAUUGAAGCUGGUGCCAGAGCGGGUAUGAUCAAACCUGAUGAAACAACCUUCGAGUACAUCAAGGGUAGACCUUUAGCUCCAAAAGGUGAACAAUGGGAUAAAGCCGUUAAGUAUUGGAAAACUUUACACUCUGAUGAUGGUGCUCAUUUUGAUGAUGAUAUCCACAUCAAGUCUACUGAUAUUGUGCCUACGAUAACGUGGGGUAACUCGCCUCAAGAUGCAUUACCCAUCACUGCCUCUGUUCCAGAUCCUACCAAAGUAUCUGACCCAAUUGUGAAAUCGGGUAUGGAAAGAGCCUUGAAAUAUCAAGGUUUGAUCCCUAAUACUCCUUUGAAAGAUAUCCCUAUCGACAAGGCUUUUAUUGGCUCUUGUACUAAUUCAAGAAUUGAAGAUUUAAGAGCAGCAGCUAAAGUUGCAAAGGGCCACAAGAAGGCUGAUAAUGUUAAAGAAGUCUUAGUCGUUCCCGGUUCUGGUUUGAUCAAAGCGCAAGCUGAACGGGAAGGUUUGGACAAGAUCUUCGAAAAAGCCGGAUUUAAAUGGAGGGAAGCUGGUUGUUCGAUGUGCUUAGGUAUGAAUCCAGAUAUUUUGGACCCAGAAGAAAGAUGUGCAUCCACUUCUAACAGAAACUUCGAAGGUCGUCAAGGUGCAAGAUCCAGAACUCAUUUAAUGUCUCCCGCCAUGGCUGCCGCAGCUGCCAUAAAAGGACAUUUCACCGAUAUCCGUGAAUUUGAUUAUGUGGAUGUUGAUGAGCCAGUUAUGACCAUUGGUGAAAACGAAGACAAGGAAUUACAAGCUGCUGUAUACGAGCAUGAAAAAGAGCAACUCAACAAUGAUUCUGAAUCAGUUGAAGAACAACUUUACGAUAUUCCAAAGGAACCUGAAGCAAAGAAGCAUAAACCCGUCGCCGAAGAGAAUCCAGAUGGUGCAAACACUUCAAAUGUUGAAGCCAUGAGUAAGUUCACUACUUUAACUGGUAUCACUGCUCCUUUAGACAAGGCCAAUGUCGAUACUGAUGCUAUCAUUCCCAAACAAUUCUUAAAGACCAUCAAGCGUACUGGUUUAAAGAAUGGUUUGUUUUAUGAAUCGAGAUUUGUGAAAGACGAACACGGAAAAGAUGUUGAAACCGAUUUUGUCUUGAACGUCGAUCCAUAUCGUGAAGCUGACAUCUUGUUAGUCACUGGUGACAAUUUUGGAUGUGGGUCCUCUAGAGAACAUGCUCCAUGGGCUUUAAAAGACUUUGGAAUUAAGUGUAUGAUUGCUCCUUCUUUUGGUGAUAUUUUUUACAACAACUCUUGUAAGAAUGGAUUACUACCUAUCAGAAUUCCACAAGAGGAUAUCUUAUCUAAAUUGCACCCAUUAGCUAAAGCGGGUAAGAAGUUGACAGUUGAUUUGCCAAAGCAGCAAAUAAGAAAUGGAGAAACUGAUGAGGUUUUAAUUGAACAUUUUGAGAUUGAAGAAUUCAGAAAGCAUUGUUUGGUCAACGGGUUAGAUGAUAUUGGAUUGACCAUGCAAAAAGAAGAAUAUAUCCAAAAGUAUGAAGAGCUCAGAAGAGACAUUUAUUCGUUCUUGGAGGGUGGAUCCAAACUUAUCAAGCCUAUCAAGGGAACUAAGAAAUCCAAGUUUGGAGUCAAAGCUCAAGAAUGGUAG
Messenger RNA from Yamadazyma tenuis ATCC 10573, 2343 nucleotides. It is a transcript of the gene LEU1, whose product is annotated as 3-isopropylmalate dehydratase. Gene Ontology annotation, molecular function: 4 iron, 4 sulfur cluster binding; 3-isopropylmalate dehydratase activity. The record is from RefSeq and is a predicted model, not a curated record. Lineage: Eukaryota; Fungi; Ascomycota; Pichiomycetes; Serinales; Debaryomycetaceae. Gene Ontology annotation, cellular component: 3-isopropylmalate dehydratase complex. Gene Ontology annotation, biological process: L-leucine biosynthetic process.